[Torrubiella] hemipterigena is the source of this 2309-nucleotide messenger RNA. NCBI's taxonomy places the organism in Eukaryota, Fungi, Ascomycota, Sordariomycetes, Hypocreales, Clavicipitaceae. The record is from the annotation of a GenBank genome assembly.
AAAAUUCCCAGCUCCACGGGCCUGUGUCGGCGCCCUAUGCGCUGCUUUCGUGCUGCUGCGAGCGAGGCCUCUUGUCCAUUCUGCUAAAAGAACCACAAGUGCCCACCACCCUCCGUACCUUGUUUCAAUCUCCAAUUAUUCUGCCUUUGCUUCUUAUUCCAGGCCUCACUUGACCGGAUCACGAUAGAGCUUGGCUUCCUUUCAUUUUCUCACACUUACGUCCAUAUCUAGCCAUCCUUUUGCUUUGCACCACCACCACCGCCCUGCAGCUCCUGCACUGUCACCACCGCCAACCACCCGCAACCGGCUCCGUCCUGCAUACAUCCUCUCGCCCCGCGGUCCUCCCAGAAAAAAACAGCCGCGACGCAGUGCAACACAACACAUCGCAGGCCAAGCCGAUACUUUCAAGCAACCCGCCUGCCUUUUCCGUCGGGACAGCUGCUAUAUUUGUCACAGGACACCACACUCCUCUGUGACGGCCCUCGCUUUCGUUCGACGACGCCGCCAGGUACCCCAACCCAGCUAGACUAGGUUUCGGGGCUCUCGUCAACAAAGCGUCAUUGACAAAACCUUAGCUAGAAGACUAAAAAGAUCUUCGAUUGCCCCUUCUUUCCGACAACUUCCAUUGUUACCGUACACAAAGCAUAAACAAUGAAGUUUGGCGACCAAUUGGAACGUGAUUCCGUUCCAGAAUGGAGCCUUCAUAACCUCGACUACAACUCCCUCAAGCAUGAGAUCAAAGUCCACACAACAAAAGACCAAGGCACCGCCAUGGCCAUCCCCGGCCAACCCGAUCUCGCCCUCGGCAGAUUCGAAGACGCCCUCUUCCGCGAGCUUGCCCACCAGCACGACCGUGUCGAUCUCUUUGUCUCUAGCAAAGCCAGCGAAAUCAACCGUCGUCUAGACCACCUCGCCACAAACAUUGAGCGCUUCGCCGUCAAAUCCGCUAACAACGCCGAGAACCUCUCACCACUCCGCCGCCAGCGCCGCUUCGCCAAGUACGAGCGCGACCUGCUCCAAUGCGACACCGACAUCCACUCCCUCUCCCGCUUCUGCUCUGCGCAGGUCGUUGCGUUCCGCAAAAUCCUCAAAAAGUACAAGAAGUGGACCGGCUCAACCACCCUCCAUACCCGCAUCAACCAGGACGUCCUCGGCAAUCCCAAGAGCUUCACCCGCAAGCAGUUUGGCUCCCUGCGGACCAAGCACGAUGAGGUUCUCACCGAGCUGCGCGCCGCGGAACCACCACUCAGCGAGCCCAGCUCACCAGACUCCCUGGUAGGUUCGCCGUCGAUGCUUAGCCAUACCCAGCGUCUCCCGCGAGCCGCCAUUGAGCGCCUCGAGCCUGCGGAGGCGCCGUACCAGCAAAAGUACUGGAACGAGUACGAUGACGCCAGCGAUGCGGGCCACGACGACGGCUACGCCAUCUACGUGAACCCCAACGAGGAGCCUAGCUUUCCUGGCUACGAGUAUGUCGCGGCGCCCUUCCGUGCCGUCUCUGCGUGGUUUGGCAAGGGUCCUAGUAAUGGACAGGCGCCGGAAUCGGCACCGCUGCUCACGGGCGGCGAGAGCUCCCGCGCAGGCUACAUGUCGACAUCGGGGCACACGGAUUCUGAGGAGGAUGGCUACGCCAGCUCUGACGGCAUCCCGUCGUACGGCUUCGAGGCUCACUAUGCCGUCUUCCCCAGCGUCGAUGAGCAGCGCGUCGCCAUGUACCGCAAGAAGACGCUUUUCUGGGGUACAAUUGGCAGCCUGAUUAUCUCGUAUGCGCUGCUGGGCGUCUGCUCUAUUCUCAUUGCGACGGGCAAGCACCGUCUGCACAUUGAGGUGGAUGUUGGCGUUACUCUUGGUGUUGUUAUCAGCUUGUUCUGUGCCUGCGCUGCGCUCGGCAUGAUGCUGUAUCGCAACGACCGCCCUUCUCUCAUCUUCCGCCUUGUCGUGUGGUGUGCGUUCAUGACAUCCUGCAUCCUCAACGGCAUGCUUCUCGUUCUCGUUGCCAACAACACUUCGUGAACAGUCUCCGACUUUCUUCUUCUCUCUCGCACUAUAUCCAACUGCAGUUACAGUUUAUAUUCCGGCACAACAGAUAUUGGCCGUCUUGUUUUUUAUUCAUUGAUUUAUCUUUAUUUUGGAAGGCGAAAUUUAGCGGCGCAUUUUGGUUUUAUUUUACAGUUAUUUAGGGAUCGUUUGGCAAAACGAUGUUGCUACGGGACAGGGAGACAGCGGCGCAAGCGUCGCAUCUCAGGGUUUGCUGUCUUUUACAUAGAAUGAUUGAAUGAGUACAUACCCAAUGAAUUGGAUCGAUUUACAAU